Geodia barretti is the source of this 864-nucleotide messenger RNA. Lineage: Eukaryota; Metazoa; Porifera; Demospongiae; Tetractinellida; Geodiidae. The record is from the annotation of a GenBank genome assembly.
GAAUCUCGCUCGAUCUCUCCUCGUGCGAGCUAAGCUGCUCACCCCACAAACGACCGAACCAUCUACCUUUCUUCCCCUUAGUCUUUUCCACGUCUCCGGCAGCAGAGCAUGGCAGGAAUGGACUACAUGAAGCUGCCAAACCUGGUAGGGCUCCAGAACUUCACCCGGGACCUGAACUACGCGGGGUUGACUAGCGAGGGUUGGGACGACCCGUUCAACCUCCUCCCCCCCUCUCUCCUGCUCUUCUGUCUGGCCACCGUCGGCCGGCCGCGAGGUCCUCUGGCCUUCUGGGUGCUCCUGAACACGGUGCUCAUCCACCCCAUGGACUUUUUUGUUGGAGCGCUAGGCCGGGGCCCGAAGUACCUGUCAGAUGAGUAUGCAGUGAUGGACACCCGCUACUGGCCACUGGACGAUCCAACAGUCGCAUGGAUCUCUUACCUCGAGCUGGCUGUGUAUGUCCCCCUCGGCUACUUCUGGUAUAAGGGAGUGGUUGAGGGCAAAUGGUUCCAGCAUUUCCAUGCUCUCCUGGUGUCCACUUUCCAGCUGAUGGGCUGCAUCCUCUAUCUUGGCUGUGAGUGGCACUGCAACUUCUCACAUCUACCAUCUCCUGACUGGCCUUGGCCGAGGUUUGACAGCUACCUGAAGAUCAAGUACUUCUGGCUGAUCUUUGUGGGCUGCAAUGGAGUGUGGAUAGUCGUUCCCCUCCUGGUCUACUGGCACACCUUCUCUGAGAUGUCCAAACUACCAACCACAGCCAAGAGCAAGAAACACUAGACUCUAGGCGAGCAUGGUGUAUUAUUGUACCAUUCUCCAUCACUAUUUAUUAAGUCAAAACUUUAACGGAGAAUACUGUAAAUAAAAAAC